Molecule: messenger RNA, 3175 nt
Organism: Vigna umbellata (rice bean)
Lineage: Eukaryota; Viridiplantae; Streptophyta; Magnoliopsida; Fabales; Fabaceae
Source: RefSeq, a predicted model, not a curated record
CAAUAUAAAUACCCUGCAACACACCAUGCUUUUGCAUGUCCUCCAUUCACACCAUUCUCUUUUUUUGAGGCCAUUUUUCUUCUUAUUUAAGAAUAUGGCAAUUGAGCAGCACAGGGAUGUGGAGACUGGUGAAGCCACCAAGCUCCAGUUUUUACAAGAGCCCUUCAUUCGACCAGAGGAAAAUGGAUCCAUUACAAUGGUUUUGCUUAGCACACUUGUUGCUGUUUGUGGUUCAUUCACUUUUGGAACUUGCGUGGGCUAUUCAGCACCCACUCAAGCAGCUAUAAGGGAAGAUCUUAAUCUAUCUCUUGCUGAGUUUUCAAUGUUUGGUUCUUUAGUAACCAUUGGUGCAAUGCUCGGGGCUAUGACCAGUGGCCGGAUCACAGAUUUCAUUGGCCGAAAAGGGGCAAUGAGAAUUUCAACAGGUUUUUGCAUUACAGGAUGGUUAGCUGUCUUUUUCUCCAAGAGUUCUUACUCCCUUGACUUGGGAAGAUUUUCCACAGGGUACGGCAUUGGAAUUAUCUCAUACGUGGUUCCUGUAUAUAUAGCAGAAAUAGCACCCAAACAUCUUCGAGGAGGACUUGCAACAACAAAUCAGCUUUUGAUUGUUAUUGGAAUGUCUGUUUCAUUCUUAAUAGGAAGUGUCAUAAACUGGAGACAGCUCGCACUAGCGGGGUUAGUACCUUGCAUUUGCUUGGUGAUUGGUUUGUGCUUUAUCCCUGAGUCCCCAAGAUGGCUGGCAAAGGUUGGCCGUGAAAAAGAAUUUCAACUUGCUUUAAGGAGUCUUCGGGGUAAAGAUGUGGAUAUUUCUCAUGAAGCUGCAGAAAUUCUGGAUUAUAUUGAAACUUUUCAAAGCCUUCCAAAGACUACACUGUUGGAUUUGUUCCAAAGCAAAUAUGUGCGCUCUUUAGUUAUUGGGGUUGGGUUAAUGGCAUGUCAACAAUCUGUUGGAAUCAAUGGCAUAGGAUUCUACACAGCUGANUUAAGCAAUGAUGCAGUGGCAGUAGAUGUAACUCGUUACCUUCUAAUUCAUCACCAAGAAGAGCUUCUAAUUUGUUCUCUUCUGAACGCCACAUCAGUGACAGCUUCAUUCCCACAUGCUCUUAAUUACCACAAAACAUCUUUCAAUGUUUCAUGCAAUAUAAAUACCCUGCAACACACCAUGCUUUUGCAUGUCCUCCAUUCACACCAUUCUCUUUUUUUGAGGCCAUUUUUCUUCUUAUUUAAGAAUAUGGCAAUUGAGCAGCACAGGGAUGUGGAGACUGGUGAAGCCACCAAGCUCCAGUUUUUACAAGAGCCCUUCAUUCGACCAGAGGAAAAUGGAUCCAUUACAAUGGUUUUGCUUAGCACACUUGUUGCUGUUUGUGGUUCAUUCACUUUUGGAACUUGCGUGGGCUAUUCAGCACCCACUCAAGCAGCUAUAAGGGAAGAUCUUAAUCUAUCUCUUGCUGAGUUUUCAAUGUUUGGUUCUUUAGUAACCAUUGGUGCAAUGCUCGGGGCUAUGACCAGUGGCCGGAUCACAGAUUUCAUUGGCCGAAAAGGGGCAAUGAGAAUUUCAACAGGUUUUUGCAUUACAGGAUGGUUAGCUGUCUUUUUCUCCAAGAGUUCUUACUCCCUUGACUUGGGAAGAUUUUCCACAGGGUACGGCAUUGGAAUUAUCUCAUACGUGGUUCCUGUAUAUAUAGCAGAAAUAGCACCCAAACAUCUUCGAGGAGGACUUGCAACAACAAAUCAGCUUUUGAUUGUUAUUGGAAUGUCUGUUUCAUUCUUAAUAGGAAGUGUCAUAAACUGGAGACAGCUCGCACUAGCGGGGUUAGUACCUUGCAUUUGCUUGGUGAUUGGUUUGUGCUUUAUCCCUGAGUCCCCAAGAUGGCUGGCAAAGGUUGGCCGUGAAAAAGAAUUUCAACUUGCUUUAAGGAGUCUUCGGGGUAAAGAUGUGGAUAUUUCUCAUGAAGCUGCAGAAAUUCUGGAUUAUAUUGAAACUUUUCAAAGCCUUCCAAAGACUACACUGUUGGAUUUGUUCCAAAGCAAAUAUGUGCGCUCUUUAGUUAUUGGGGUUGGGUUAAUGGCAUGUCAACAAUCUGUUGGAAUCAAUGGCAUAGGAUUCUACACAGCUGAGACUUUUGUAGCAGCUGGACUUUCUUCAGGAAAAGCUGGAACUGUAGCAUAUGCUUGUAUGCAGGUUCCAUUUACUAUAUUGGGAGCCAUUUUGAUGGAUAGGUCUGGAAGAAGACCUCUUAUAAUGGUUUCUGCAAGCGGGACAUUCUUAGGUUGCUUUAUAGCAGGAAUUGCUUUCUACCUCAAGGACCAAAGCUUAUUGCUUGAGUGGGUACCUAUAUUAGCAGUUACUGGCGUGUUGAUCUAUAUAGCAGCAUUUUCAAUUGGAAUGGGACCAGUUCCUUGGGUGAUAAUGUCUGAGAUCUUUCCCAUAAACGUGAAAGGAACUGCUGGAAGCUUGGUGGUUUUGUUGAAUUGGUUAGGAGCCUGGAUAGUUUCAUAUACUUUCAACUUUCUAAUGAGUUGGAGUUCUCCAGGUACUUUGUUUUUGUAUGCUGGAUUUUCCCUCUUAACUAUUCUGUUUGUAGCAAAAUUAGUCCCAGAAACCAAAGGAAAAACUCUGGAAGAGAUCCAGGCUUGCAUUAGUUCAUAGAGAGAAAGUAAAUUACCACCAUUUAUCAAAUUCUUUUGGAUCCAUUUAGGAUUCUCAAGGCAUCAAAUAACAGAUUGUGCCAUAUCCAUUUUUUUCUGCUGCAUAGUAAUAACAUAUCGCAGCAUAUCUGAUAAGAAAAAAGAAAACAUAUUCUGUAACACUGCCUCUGCCUCUUCUGAUUGUUUUAAUGGUCAUGCUUGUGAGUAAUUAAUGGCUUCCAAAAUUUCUCGAUGCAAUCUAGUUCGAACUUGAGGUUCUACCGAAUACAAAAAACGAAAGCUUUCAAUUACUAUGUGAUAAUUAAUUUGAGUUUCUUUCUCUUCUUGUUGCAAUACUGACAGGAAAACUUAAAUUUAAGAAGCUACCGUGUUGUUCGUCAUUAAUUUAUCUGUUUUUAAACUGAUGGUAGUUAUUACCUUAACCAGAUACAUCAUAGAUUUAGAUUGAGGUUCACUGUUAGUCCACGUUCUUGUCUUAAAAAUUUUACAGCAUGAAAUUAAGAAAAACCCUUAAUAUUUAUAUUUA